AUGCCUGUGGGGGUGACCUGUCCCCAGCUGUCCCCCUGGGGCUGCCCCCGGGGACACACACGGUGGAAGCCGCUGGGGCGGGGCGUCCGUUUGGAUUCUCCCCCGCCAAUCAGCGACGGAAGGAAAUCGCGGUUCCUUCAAGCUGUUGUUUACCAGCUCAGAGUCCCACACGGCGCCUGCACAUCCUCCUCCGGGGCUCCGGUGGUUCACAGCACGGAGGUGUUCGGUAGCGACCGGCCGCCCGACGCCGGUUCCGUCCCCCGCAGCUCGCUGCUCCACCCCGGCCUCCUCCCCGCACACUACCGCUCUCGCUCGGCUCGGUUCCGGUCCAGUGGCGUCACGAACUUGUUGUUAAAGCUGUCCGACAUGCCCAUGGUGCUGCGCUCCCGGAGGUCCGUCCGGCCCGGCGGCGGAGCGGAGGAGCCCGGGGCGGAGGAGCCCGAGGUACCGGCGGACACCACACCGGCCGCAUCACGGAGGAGGUCCACCCGCCUGCCCCGGAAAACUACGUACGAGGAGUCCGAUGACUCAGAGCCCGAGUCUGUCCUCAGCCAAGCGAUGGACAGAGACCUCCGUCCCCCGGCCGAGGAGGAGGAAGAUGUCCCAGAGGGUCUCAAAGGUUGCAGUGUUGUGCUGAACCGUCUUCAGGAGGACGAAAAGGCUGAUAAGAACGAUUUUGAGGAGAAAGAAGACAUGAAGAACAAAGAUGGAAAACCUGUCUCUCGAAUUCCUACCUACCAUAAACGACCUCCUGGGGCCUCGGAGCUGCCUGUUCUUAAAAAGGACACCACUGUCCAUGCAGCUCAGCCUCAUGAGAAAGCUGGAAGUGAAAGGACAGAGGCUUCAAAGGCCAAACCCCUGGAUGAAAGAGAAACGUCACUCCCCCUGCCAUCAUUCCGAGUCCCCAAAUUUGGCCUUGAAGGCCACUCUCCAUACCUCAGUGCUGCACAAGUUGCUGCGACAGCUCACAAAUCCGCAAUUACUACACCCAAGAGCUGGAGUUUGCCUGGGUCCAUUCAGAGCCCUCUCUCGAUUGCAAGCCCCAGGCCUGCCAUCAGACCAGAGCAAGGGUCAGAGCAGCAUUUACCAGAGGACAAGAGCAAAACCUCAGUAGUAGAAUUUCACAUCCCACCAGAUGUCCCUGUAAGUCGGCUUUUACACCAGGGCUCCCUCUGCCCAAAGUCCAAAGAUGACCCAGCAAAGGAAUGUGAUGUUGAGGUUAAAGAGGGGAUUACAGUCACUGCCUCUGAAGACACCACAACAUCUGAGAUUGCUCUCACAGCUGAGGUCGGCCAAGCGGAUUAUAUAAUGGAUGAAGAGCCUCCCUGGGAAAAGGAGCCCAAGAACACACCUGAGUCCAAGGCCAGUGGAUCCUCAUCAGAUACCAAAAAAGAGGAGGAUUUGAAACAUAAAAAGUCUAAGCUCGACAGUUUAGAGCAAGCGAAGGAACAUCCUGAACCACAGGUAGUUCAGUCUGAGAAUUCAAAACUUGAAAAUAAAAUGGCCGAGAAGGAUGGAUCCACCUCUCCUGUAGCAGCAGAGACGCUUAAAGCUAAAGACUCAUCAACCAAGUCAACAAAGAGCUCUAGAGGGUUCCGUUACCUCAUCAUCUUCCUGCCCCCCCUCCUGCUGCUCCUGGGAGGGUUCGGUCCACACAUUUGGCACCACGGGAUUCCCACGUCUAUGGCCCAUCUUACGGAUCAGGUGAACCUGCACUGGUCCGAGGGCCUUGGAUUGUUCCCCAAGCCGUGCAGCACUGAUUGUCGAGUGCAUCUGGUGGAGAGCGUCCCUGAUGGUCUGUACCUGCCGUCCCCCACGUCCAGACGGAGCAUCGCAGACAGCUGGAUGCACCUGCUGCACAGGUCCAGCAGCUCGGUCCACAUCGCUGCUUCCUACAUCACACUGCUCGGCAACGACUCAGAGUUCGCCGGCUCUUCUGACUCUCAGGGACGGAGGGUGUUUGAGCACUUGAAACAUCUUCAAUCUAAAGGUGUAAAACUCAAGAUUGCUGUCAACGGCCCCCAGGCAUCAACCCGAGACACAUCAGAGCUGACUGCAGCAGGUGCAGAAGUCAGGGAAGUGGACCUCAAAGCUGUAACUGGAGGCAUCGUCCACACCAAGCUGUGGGUCGUGGAUCAGAAGCACUUCUACCUGGGCAGUGCCAACAUGGACUGGCGCUCUCUCAGUGAGGUGAAGGAGGUGGGUCUGUUAGUGGAGGACUGCAGCUGCCUGGCCCAGGAUGCGCUCCGAAUCUUUGGCGUGUACUGGAGCAUUGGUGCUGGGCAGAGUGGAUCCCUGCCCCGGUACUGGCCGAAGCACCUGUCGGCCCUGUCCAGCUCCCAGAAUCCUCUGCAUCUGAAGUUCAAUGGAGUACCUGCUGAAGUCUACCUGUCAAGUGGCCCUCCACAAAUCUCAGCCACUGGCCGCUCUGACGACCUCGCCACCAUCUUGUCUGUCAUCGGUGACGCCCAGAAGUUUGUUUACAUCUCCGUCAUGGACUACCUUCCUCUGUCUCAGUUCACAGAGCCAAUCAGGUACUGGCCCGCCAUCGACAUCGCCCUGCGUGCUGCAGCCUGCACCAGAGGGGUCCAGGUCAGACUGAUGGUCAGCUGCUGGGAACACUCGCCCGCCUCCAUGUUCACCUUCCUGCAGUCCCUGCUGGUGCUCAACAAACCACCACUGAAAUGUGCCAUUGACAUAAAAAUCUUCACAGUGCCUUCAACAGCAGAGCAGAAGACGAUCCCCUUCGCUCGAGUCAAUCACGCCAAGUUCAUGGUCACAGACCGAGUCGUCUAUAUAGGGACGUCCAACUGGUCAGAGAACUACUUCACUCAAACUGCUGGUGUGGGUCUGGUUGUGAACCAGACGGGCUCAGUGGUUGGGAAGGCACAGCAGACGCUGCAGAGCCAAGCAGAAGAGCUCUACCUCAGAGACUGGAGUUCUCCGUACGCCAGCACGCUCUCUGUUGACAGCGUGGACGUCUGCCCUCAUGGCGGACACUGACGGUUUGCUGUUCAAUAAGUAUAUUGCAUUCUAGAUGAGCGUCUCGCUUGCUCCUGUCGGUCACUUGAACUUUAUUUUACUUGUGCAGAGAUCAGCUGGCUGUACUGUGUGAACAAACACGGUUCAUUUUAUUGCCGUUUCCUGACUUGCUUGCCUUUUUCUGUAUAUAUUUGCAAUUUUAUAUUUAGUUUCAGAACAUGUUAUUUUUUUAUUCUCUGUAAGCUUGACAAUUUUUUUAUCUGAGCUGUGGCACAGGGGAACUGGCCCUGUACAAUUUAUUUCUAUGCCUGGAGCAUUUUGUGUGUUUUCCUUUUAAAAUGUUGGUGCCCAGCUUUAACGCUCUCAUGCAGGGAAUUAAGCAUAUCCAGAGGUGAAUACAACAUGGCCCUGUUUAAUCUGCUGAAGCCAUUUGUUCCAUAACGUUAGUCCAACAGUAUAAGCAUAUUGUAAAAAGUGGCAAUCUUUUAUUUCAGACUAAUAGCUGGCUCACAAACAAAUUCUAAUUUGAACGUUAACCCCUGCAGACAGAAAAGGACUUGUACUUUGUUUGUUAUUGAAGUGAUGUGGAUUUGAAAGAAUCAUUAAUUUAGCUGGAAUCUGUUUUAUUGUAUUGAUAAUUGCUGUGCUGCUUCUUUUGUUCACGUCAUUGCAAUUAAACAGAGGGACAUUUCAUCGGUCCCUGACAAACACAAGUUUGCUUGAAGUUUAUCAUUAGAAAUCCAACCUGCUCCUCAGCAAGUGAUCUUUGAAAGCUUAUUGAUGCACUAUGAAAUGAAUGGGACUCUUGAUGAAGUCCAACAUUCUCCUUGACAAACCACAUUCUAAAAGAUCCGUAAGUUAUUCUCAAAGAAAUCAAGGAAAAUGUUGAAGAAAGAGAAAAAUAAUUCCUGGCUCUGUACCUGAAUUGAAUCAGUUUGUUUCUGACCCGUAGCACAGCCUUUCAUACCACAUCUUUUCGCCAAGUUUUUGUGUAAUUCGGUUUAAAAACAAAGAAACAACAAAGGGACGGUAGUGAAAACAUGACAUCCUCUGCAAAGGUUAUAAAAUCUGCCCAACUGGAGAUCUUUGACAGCUUCAUGAUGGAAGACAAAAUGAAAGAGAUUUAUUGAAUGGACAGUCAUGAUUUGUAUAAGGGAUUGCUUGAACAAAAUUGUAUUAACCUCUCCUGGUAUCUAGCUGUUACAUUUUUUUUUCAUUGUGAACCUCAGAUACUGGUCUGACUCCACUUAAAGACAGUGGUGAAUGAUAUGCUAUUUUUAUUUUGAAAUGCUGUAUGCAGAUAAGGCUCCCAAUGACAAAGCUAGCAUGCUACGUAUGUUUAGCAAACAUAAUGCUCGUUUAAUCUGUUAGCAUGCUAACAUUUGGUAGCUGGCAAUUUGAAAAACUGAUUGUUUUCCA
This is a messenger RNA of Limanda limanda (common dab), 4401 nucleotides long. It is a transcript of the gene pld7, whose product is annotated as phospholipase D family, member 7. The record is from RefSeq and is a predicted model, not a curated record. The coding region runs from base 1 to 3003 and encodes 1000 amino acids. Gene Ontology annotation, molecular function: catalytic activity. Lineage: Eukaryota; Metazoa; Chordata; Actinopteri; Pleuronectiformes; Pleuronectidae. The transcript is spliced from 13 exons.